AUGGGAUUUGUCGGAGAACAUUCCGAGAUAACAUGGCUCUAUAGGUUGAGGCGAAUGCUUGAACGCUCCAGUCCUGUCACUCCCAGUCCCAAAGAGAGUUGGGAUCGCCAGUCAGUUGCGUCUGUGAGCUUUUUCCCCGACGAUUCGGACAUCCCUGUCAUAGAUAAUGUCGAUCCUAUGCAGCGGCCUUCCCAGGUGCUUGCUGACCAGCUUGUGGAUACUUACUUCUCCAUCAUCCAUCCUUUCUUCCCGAUUAUCGGCAAGGCGAUCUUCUUGAGGCAGUACAAGUCUUUCUACUCAACUCCUUUCGUGCGGCCAGGAAAGAGAUGGCUUGCCAUACUAAACCUAAUUUUUGGUAUUGCUGCGAGGUACUGUCACCAGAUGCAGUCUGACGCCCGAGAUACACCAGACGAUGGGCCCUUAUACUUUUCACGGGCAUGGAAACUCAGUAUGAGCGACGUGGCUCUAUUGGAUCAUCCGAAUCUACAACAGGUGCAAGUGGAGGGUCUAACAUCGUUCUAUCUCCUUUCAGUGGGACAAGUCAAUAGGUGCGUAUUGUCUAGUCGUAUCCCCAAGCUUAGCUCUAAUCUCUCCAUUUAUUACGCAGGUCGUGGAGAAUAUGUGGUACCUCAAUAA
Messenger RNA from Aspergillus oryzae RIB40, 636 nucleotides. RefSeq names its product fungal specific transcription factor domain-containing protein. Bases 1 to 636 code for a protein of 211 amino acids. The transcript has a single exon. The record is from RefSeq and is a predicted model, not a curated record. Lineage: Eukaryota; Fungi; Ascomycota; Eurotiomycetes; Eurotiales; Aspergillaceae.